Molecule: messenger RNA, 818 nt
Organism: Oryzias latipes (Japanese medaka)
Lineage: Eukaryota; Metazoa; Chordata; Actinopteri; Beloniformes; Adrianichthyidae
Gene: rab4a
Product: RAB4a, member RAS oncogene family
Biological process (GO): Rab protein signal transduction
Molecular function (GO): GTP binding; GTPase activity
Source: RefSeq, a predicted model, not a curated record
ACCGUACAGGAAGUUGGAGGAGGAAAUCAUAGAAUCCAAGGAAAUCACCAACAGGACUAUUUCCAUCACUUAGCAAGCUAAACAAAUAACAGUUUCGCCUUUCUCUGCCUUGCAGCUUAGCUGACACACCGAGGAUGUCGGAGUCUUACGACUUUCUGUUUAAAUUCCUAGUGAUUGGAAAUGCUGGAACAGGCAAAUCCUGCCUUCUGCACCAGUUCAUAGAAAAGAGAUUCAAAGAUGAGUCCAACCACACAAUUGGAGUGGAGUUUGGCUCCAAGAUUAUUAGUGUGGUGAACAAAAUGGUCAAACUUCAGAUUUGGGACACUGCAGGUCAAGAACGUUUCAGGUCCGUCACCAGGAGCUACUACAGAGGAGCAGCAGGAGCUUUGCUGGUCUAUGAUAUCACCAGUCGAGAAACCUACAACGCCUUAACCACGUGGUUAAGUGAUGCUAGGAUGCUGGCCAGUCAAAACAUUGUAAUUAUCCUGUGUGGGAACAAAAAGGAUCUAGAUGCUGACAGAGAGGUCACGUUUCUGGAGGCGUCACGCUUCGCUCAGGAAAAUGAGUUAAUGUUCCUGGAGACCAGCGCUCUCACAGGAGAGAAUGUUGAAGAAGCCUUUGUCCAGUGUGCCCGGAAAAUCCUGAAUAAAAUAGAGUCAGGAGAGCUAGAUCCAGAGAGGAUGGGGUCAGGAAUCCAAUAUGGGGACGCUGCGUUACGCCAGCUUCGUUCUCCUCGCCGUGCUCAGCCGCAGGGCACCCAGGAAUGUGGCUGCUAGUGGACGUCCUGUUACAUAGCCCUUUGAAGUUUGUGAAGACCA